Salvia splendens (bonfire salvia) is the source of this 2847-nucleotide messenger RNA. RefSeq names its product histidine kinase 5. Gene Ontology annotation, cellular component: plasma membrane. The transcript is spliced from 12 exons. Lineage: Eukaryota; Viridiplantae; Streptophyta; Magnoliopsida; Lamiales; Lamiaceae. Gene Ontology annotation, biological process: protein autophosphorylation; phosphorelay signal transduction system. The record is from RefSeq and is a predicted model, not a curated record. The coding region runs from base 1 to 2847 and encodes 948 amino acids. Gene Ontology annotation, molecular function: histidine phosphotransfer kinase activity; phosphorelay sensor kinase activity.
AUGGGGUGUGAGAUGGAAAGUGAUCAACCCGAGGAUUUGGACGUCGUCCUGACUUCAAUGUGGCCGGAGGACAUGAAUGAAGCCGGCAGGCAGUUCAACGUGGAGAGGCCCGGAGUAGAUCAAGACAUGUUGGAGGAGGUCACCAUCAAGAAAGAGCCUAACAUAGUCGAUUUUCAGAGGCUGAUGGAGCUCACAAACUAUAGUGAUAAGGGCAACGGACAGCUGGCCAAGUUGGUGAAGAAUUGGGAGUUCAAGCAGGCGAAUGUCGUGCGCCUCCUGAGAGAAGAGCUCGACCAGCUGAGCAAGCAACAGCAAGAAAUGGAGCUCAAGAAGCUCGAGAUCUUGGAGGAGCAUCGGUUUGAGAAGGAUGGAUAUGGUGGAGACAAGCGCCCUAUUUCCAUUCUUGAUGAGAAUCUGAGGUAUUUGUACCAAGAUGCUCCUAAGAGGAGGAAAGAAGUAGUCUCCCAAGGGAAGAUAGUGGCGAUAGACGCGGAGUAUGACAGUGUUGUGUACUGGAAGCAGAGAGCAAUGCAUCUUGAGAAGCUUCUAGAAGCUAGCCUUCAAAGGGAGCAAGUGUUGGUGGAGAAGUUGCAAGAGAGUAUAGAGAAUUUGGAGAGGCAGUCAACUCCCGUGGAGGAACUGUCUCAGGUUUUGAAGAGGGCCGAUAACUUCUUGCAUUUCGUCCUCCAAAAUGCCCCCGUUGUUAUAGGCCACCAGGAUAAGGAUAUGCGUUAUAGGUUCAUCUUCAACCAUUUCCCGAGCUUGGGAGAGCAGGAUAUCAUAGGCAAAACGGACGUUGAGAUCUUCACUGGCUCAGGCGUGAAGGAGUCCCAAGACUUCAAAAGGGAGGUUUUAGAAUGCGGAUUGCCUGCAAAGAGGGAGAUCACGUUUGAAACAGAGCUUUUUGGUUCAAAGACCUUCUUGAUCUACGUGGAGCCUGUUUUCAGCAAGGCAGGAGAGACCAUUGGUGUAAAUUACAUGGGAAUGGAAGUUACUGAUCAGGUCAGGAAAAGGGAGAAGAUGGCAAAACUUAGAGAGGAAAUUGCUGUGCAGAAGGCUAUGGAGACGGAGCUCAACAAGACGAUCCACAUCACAGAGGAGACAAUGCGCGCAAAACAAAUGCUGGCGACAAUGUCUCAUGAGAUAAGGUCUCCUCUCUCUGGAGUUGUGAGCAUGACAGAGAUUCUUGCAACCACUAACCUCGAUAAAGAACAAAGGCAGCUGUUGAAAGUGAUGUUAUCUUCUGGAGAUUUGGUUCUUCAGCUGAUCAACGACAUCCUCGAUCUCUCCAAGGUGGAGUCAGGAGUAAUGAAGUUGGAGGCGACCAAGUUUAGACUGAGAGAGGUGGUGAAGCACGUACUCCAGACAGCAGCGGCCUCACUGCAAAAACUACUCACAUUAGAAGGUCAUGUAGCUGAAGAUGUUCCAGUCGAGGUUAUCGGAGAUGUCCUAAGGAUUCGACAGAUACUCACCAACUUGAUUAGCAAUGCCAUCAAAUUUACUCAUGAAGGGAAAGUUGGCAUAAAUCUGUAUGUGGUUCCAGAGCCAAGUGAUAUAAACGAACAAGGCUCGGAGAAGAAGUCUCAAGAUCAAUCAACUGAUUCAGCCAAUACUAAUGGCAACGGACACGCUAUUAAUAGCACUUCUCAUGAAGAAUCUGAGCUCAAAAACACGUCCUGUGAUCAAAAUGGCGAUCAAAUGGAUCAAGACAAGGAGGGUCGAACAAAGGCUGAGGAACGAGUAGUGUGGAUCCGCUGUGAUGUCUACGACACUGGCAUUGGAAUACCUGAGCAUGCUAUGUCGAAUUUGUUCAAAAAAUACAUGCAAGUUGGGGCGGAUACAGCUCGGAAGUAUGGUGGGACAGGAUUAGGCCUUGCAAUCUGUAAACAACUGGUUGAGCUUAUGGGAGGUUAUCUGACUGUGUCAAGUGUCGAGCACCACGGCUCUACUUUUACAUUCGUCCUGCCUUACAAGGUCUCAUCAGCCUCUGAUACGGAUGAGACAGACGAACUAUCUGAUACGGGCCACCAAGAUGUCAUAGGAGACGACGAUGAUCUGAAUUCAGGCGUGUUCCUUUUCCAGCCUCGGACAUUAGGCACGUUGUUUUCUUCACAAAUAAAUGGAAGGAUUCCCAAGCUCUUACCAAAUAGCUAUGGAAACAACUGCAAUGGUUUGCUGGAGGGCUGCCCUUUGCCUUCUAGCAACAUUGCAAGCAAUGAGGGUGCCUCAGAGGAAGUUUCUGAUUCGACUGCUGGUGCAAUGGAGACGACGUCAUCCAUGCUUGAAAUCCAGCAUGCAGGUUCAGGCAACCUAAAAGAACAAGAACACGACCGUUCUCUUUGUACAGCUCGAGAAACAGCUUCUGAAUGCUCUUCCACAAACAGAAACACAGUUGAGAGAGAUGAGACAAAACAACACAAGAUCCUGCUGGUUGAGGACAACAAGAUCAACAUCAUGGUGGCUAAAUCUAUGAUGAAGCAGUUGGGCUAUUCCAUUGAUGUCGUCUCCAACGGGGCAGAGGCUGUGAGGGCAGUUCAAAGAAGUACUUACCAUCUCAUUCUAAUGGAUGUGUACAUGCCGGUUAUGGAUGGUCUUCAAGCUACAAGAUUGAUCCGAUCGUUUGAGGAAACGGGUAGCUGGGAAGAGGCAGUGAAGGCUGGAUUAGAGAUGGAGGCGGCAUCUCAUCAAGUAGAGGAAACAAGAAAGAGGGUUCCUAUCAUUGCAAUGACAGCGAAUACAGCAUCAGAAAGCGCAGAUGAAUGCUAUGCAAAUGGUAUGGACUCAUUUGUGUCGAAGCCUAUUACUUUGCAAACCUUGAGACAAUGUGUGCAGAAUUAUUUGGUUUGA